This is a messenger RNA of Neohortaea acidophila, 576 nucleotides long. RefSeq lists its product as uncharacterized. Gene Ontology annotation, cellular component: membrane. The coding region runs from base 1 to 576 and encodes 191 amino acids. The record is from RefSeq and is a predicted model, not a curated record. The transcript is spliced from 3 exons. Lineage: Eukaryota; Fungi; Ascomycota; Dothideomycetes; Mycosphaerellales; Teratosphaeriaceae. Gene Ontology annotation, biological process: mitochondrial respiratory chain complex I assembly.
AUGUCGUCCGGACCGGGUUCCUUGCGCCAACUCUGGUUUCGAUGGAAGGCCCUCAACCUCCCAUGGAGACGCCAGUUUCUCGUUGGAUUCGACUUAGCAGGAAACACUUUUUGGCAAUUUAAGGACGCGAUCAACGCCAACCGCCUGCGACGUAUCGUCAAGUUCUCUCGCAAGACUCAUCACGCAGACGUCAAGAUCAGUCCACAAUGGUAUCAAUGGCUCCACCACACCCGCGAAGCGGCGCCGACCAUUCAAGAACAGCAGUAUGAGGUAUCAAGACAGCAUAUGAUGAAGCAGCUUGCUGCAGAGGCCGACGAGCGAUGGAAGAGCAAGCCAAGCUACCUGGAUCCGCCUUCGCGCCAGCAGCCUGUCCCGGCCGUGGCAUCUCCUGAAUCCGCUUCUCCACCGCAGCCAGAGCAAGAGGUGAAUGCGGCUGUGGGCAAAGACAAAGGCAAAGCUCCAGCAGGAAAGCCCGCUGGGAAAGAGCCUGGGCCGUGGGAUCGAGCGCAGCGCGGCGCUCCCAGUGAAAAAUGGCAACCUGCGAGCUGGACCCCUGGCAUUGCGCAAAGGCGGUGA